Darwinula stevensoni is the source of this 1449-nucleotide messenger RNA. Lineage: Eukaryota; Metazoa; Arthropoda; Ostracoda; Podocopida; Darwinulidae. The record is from the annotation of a GenBank genome assembly.
AUGCUGGAGCAACCGAAGGUGACCCGGCUGGAUCUCCUGUCCAACAUCGGAGGAAUCGUAGGCGUCUGUCUCGGUGUUUCCCUCAUCACCAUCUUCGACAUAACGGAAGAAGUGUGUUGGUUCCCAUACGAACCCAUGCUUCUGGACCCCAAAAUAAUAUUCUUUCCUCGAAUUCUAACGAAAUCCCAGCUCCCUCCUGCAUGCAUCCUCCAUACCUGCAGAAGUAAGAACCGUCUCGUUUACCGCUCCAUCAUGAUCCUGAGUCAUUGCUUUCCCAUGUUGGGACUAUUGUGCGCAUUGGGUGGGUCGGCGGCCCAAGAAUGCGGAGGAAUUUUGACUGAAUCCCAUGGGGAAAUCGCUUCUCCUGGAUAUCCGGAAUCCUAUCCACCAAGCACUACUUGCGAAUGGGAAAUUCAGGCACCUCCCACCCGUAAGAUCAUUUUGUCUUUCGUGGACUUCAACCUGGAAGACACCCCCGACUGCAUCAGCGGAGACUUCCUGACCGUCUCGGACCCGCUAGGCCAGCCUCAGACCUUCUGCGGCCGGGAUCACCCGUGGAUGCUCGAAUCCGUCGGGAACCGACUCACCGUCAGGUUCUUCUCAGAUGCCAGCAGCGAACACGGGUUUCAAUUUAAACUGUCUUACAUGACGGCUUCCAGAUGCGACGAUGGCUGGGAGGAAUUCGAUCGAUACUGCUAUUAUUUUUCGGAAAAUCAGAAGAACUUUACAGACGCUCGGAGUUAUUGCCUGUCUAAUGGAGGGGACUUAGCUAGCGUCCAUUCGAGUUCAGAGCAGAUAUUUCUGCAAGAAAAUACAAAAACAGCAGCACUUUGGAUCGGUGCUGAGCCGACAGGGGAAGGAUUGUGGGUGGAUCCAUGGAACUUUGAGUUCAUCGAUAAUACUCCCGAGGAUUACCAAAAUGUAUGGGACGGGGAAGAUCCUUGGAUUCUCGGCAAUGUUUGUGAUGAUAUCGCAUGCGGAAUUAAAAUGCUUCCUGACAAGUGGCAGGAUCGUGAUUGCAGAGAAGAGCGACAGGUCCUAUGUGCCUCUCAAGUUUCUCACGAUUCUGGUUGGUACAAUUGUGGUGGCGUAUUUACCCAUCUAUCGAGCUCCAAAAUGAAUUUCGAUGAAGCCAGGGCCUACUGUUUGAGCUUUCCCGACUCCGAUAUGGCAAGUGUUUCAGAUGGGGAUCAACAAAUAUCGCUAGCUCUAUGUCUCAUAGGGGUCGCAUUAGGGGACACGCUCGACAGCGCGGAGUUAUGGAUUGGACUCUUGAAAGACGGCAGCGGAGACUGGAGGUGGGUGGACGGAUCCCCUUUCACUUACGAGAGAUGGGAAGAUGAAUACCCACAGGACGAUUCCUCCAAGUGUGCGGUCAUGGUUUCCUCAUCGUGGGAGGAUGCUCCCGCCGCGUAUAAGUAUUCCUUUGUGUGCAAGAAGUUGCCCUGA